ACCGGCGAGGAAGGCAGUCAGGUUCCAUAAGGGAGGGGAGGGCAAACAGGGAGGCCUCGGUGCCAGGGGCCGAGCGGUCUUCCCGUCCGGCGUCCUUAGCUGCCCCCGAUCCCAGGACCCGCAGUCUCAUUUGCCACCUUCCGACGCGUGACCCGGCGCGCUCGCGUCCCGGGCCGGUGACAGGAGCGGGGUACGCCGAGAGGUCCCAUGUGCCCCCUCCCUCUGCUGGCCGCGUCCCGAACCCCACUCCGGCUCCUCGGCAGAACACUCGCCGCCAUGUCUGCCGCCAGGCCACUCAAAUCCGUGGACUACGAGGUGUUCGGGAGAGUGCAGGGUGUUUGCUUCAGAAUGUACACAGAAGAUGAGGCUAGGAAAAUUGGAGUGGUUGGCUGGGUGAAGAAUACCAGCAAAGGCACUGUGACAGGCCAAGUACAAGGCCCUGAAGAGAAAGUCAACUCCAUGAUGUCCUGGCUGAGCAAGGUUGGAAGUCCUAGUUCUCGCAUUGACCGCACAAACUUUUCUAAUGAAAAAACCAUCUCUAAACUUGACUACUCCAAUUUUAGUAUUCGAUAUUAACAGAAAAUUUUUAAUGCUUAUAUUACACAACAAACACCGUAUAAACUUUAUUCUGAAAGCUACAACAGAAUAUAUGUUACUAAAAAGCUCUGACACUGAAAUAGUUUUACUUGACUAUGUUUUUAAGAAGCAAAAACUUAGCAUUGUAAAGUAAAUGUCAUUACAAAAUAUUUAGUAUGAAUAUUUAAACUGGUCUCGUGGAAUCUUUAAUGAUUAUAACAAAUGUUAUUGGGCUAGGUAUAAAAUAAAGCUAACCAUUUAAAAAUUAAGCAUUGUCUGAAUUGAAUUCUAAAAACCUUCUGAAUAAUAGUUGAUUAAAU
This is a messenger RNA of Hyaena hyaena (striped hyena), 896 nucleotides long. RefSeq names its product acylphosphatase 2 (gene ACYP2). The record is from RefSeq and is a predicted model, not a curated record. Gene Ontology annotation, molecular function: acylphosphatase activity. The coding region runs from base 208 to 576 and encodes 122 amino acids. NCBI's taxonomy places the organism in Eukaryota, Metazoa, Chordata, Mammalia, Carnivora, Hyaenidae. The transcript is spliced from 4 exons.